GGAGCAGUUUGGGGCCGCCUGCCGGGAGCUGGACCAGCCGGCGCCGGCCGCGGCGGGGCCCUGGCAGCUCCUGGUGGAGACCAUGGGCGUGCGGAUCUACCGCCUGUACCACCAGUAAAUUGCUGUUUUUCUUGUGAGAAUAAAAAUGUUGAUGCCUCUUAGAAAGAUGAUGAGUGCGUGGGGUUACACAGAUGCUGAAUAGUUCAGGUUUGAAGCUGGUGAUUGGUGCUUCAGUGAAGCCACAGUGAAGAUGAGUAGCUUAAGCUUCUUGCUCACAUUACUGUUUUCUGGUACUUCAAAUCCUCAUCUUCUGGAGCUGAUUUGUGAAGGUGAGGUAAAGAAAAAAUUCAUCUAUUCACUAACAGAAUAUUGUAUAAGCCUUCUUUUCCUUUCCUUGGGAAUGCUUUGAUUUGAUUUCUACACUAUAUAUUUGAAAUACUCUCAUUGUUUUAAUUUUGUCCUGAACUCUCAUUGUUUUAAUGUAGUCCCGAACUCAUACUAACAAUGGUACAAACAUUGCUCUAUAGACACAGAUGGAAUUACCAUAUGUUGAAAGUAACACUAAAACAGGAGAUACCCUGCACCCCACCCCUUCAGUGCAUACAGCUUUCUGAAAGAAAAUACCUGAUAAAUAUUGAAGGCAGAUAUGAGUGCAUUGUAUGUAAGCAUGGACCUUGUAAAGCAUUCGUGUAUCCCAGCCUGAUGUGUAAGCAGAACUAACUUGCCACAAGAAUUUAAUGCUUCUGGUAAACCUCAGUGUGGGCAGGAUUCAGUCCACACUGGCCACUCAAGCUGAAAAGGGGACUGUUUGUGAAGAAACAUGCUCCCUCUGGAACUCCUGAUGGAAUUAAAGGGUACUGGUGUAAGGGAAGGAACAGCCAUUGUGCAGGGCAGGUCAGCCUGGCUGGAUUUACACUUUCAUGUAUAGAUCUAAAAGUCGAGAGGUUAAAGACUGAAUCUUAUAUUGUUUUCUGAGCACUUGCUUUCAUAGCUCUUGAACAUAUUUGUAAUUUGUGCCCCACCUAACUUCCUUCAGCUGUUCUCCCUGAUGCAGAGUACUUCCCUUUCCUGUGUGACUUUUCCUCUCUUCAUUCUGUUUCCACAGCAAUCAGGACUUUAUGAAUAUAAAAUCUUUGGUGGUCUUGCUGACGUUCCCCCCAAAUUGUGUGCAGAUGUCUACAUGGACUUGGAUUUCAGAAAAGAGUGGGAUCAGUAUGUUAAAGAACUGUAUGAGGAAACAUAUGAUGGUGAAAAAGUAAUCUACUGGGAAGUGAAGUACCCUUUUCCUCUCUCAAACAGAGAUUAUGUCUAUAUCCGGGAGUGCCGGGAGAUGGAUGUGCAGGGGAGGAAGAUCUGGGUUGUGUUAGCAAAAAGUGUGGCUGUUCCUCAGUGCCCUGAGAAGCCUGGUAUUAUCAGAGUUAAGAGCUAUAAACAAAGCCUGGUAAUUGAAAGUGAUGGCAAGGCUGGAUGUAAAGUCUAUAUGUACUAUUUUGAUAAUCCUGGUGGCAUGAUUCCAACCUGGCUGGUCAACUGGGCUGCCAAGAGUGGUGUGCCUGCUUUCUUGAAGGAUAUACAAAAAGCUUGCCUUAAUUAUUCUAAGACACGUGGGUGUUGAAAUUGAUUUUAAUCAUUUAAUUCCUAGAUCUCUGCUCUUACAGGAGCAGAUGUUAUAUAUUACACUGGAUAAAAUCUACCUCUAAUAUUGGAAAGAAUUUUAUUUUAGUUUGAGUUAUGCCUUGAGUUUUAUUAGAUUUUUUUUCGACUGAAGAGCUGGCCACUGGCAAAGUAGCACCAAUAUCAGCUGCAGCUUUUGAAAAUGCUCAAGUUUAACCUUGUUCCCCAUGCUUUGCUUAUGCUGGUUGUCAGGUAUCAACUAGAGGAGUUCUGUGCUGGUUAUGUUACAUCCUUGCACAAGAGACAACAAUCUUACUAGAAAAAUGUCUGAACUUGGACUUCAGAUUAUCUGCAUGUGUUAUGCCUGGAUCUGCUUUUGCUACCCAAGUUUGUAAUUCUUAAACUCUCUGCCUGAUAUAAACCUAAAAAAUGCUGAGGAAUGAGGUAAAUUACUAGAAAUGUGCAGCAGGAAGUCUGUGAUGCUAAGCUCCCUUAAAUCCAGCUGUAAAAAAAUCAAGCCUAGAGCCUUGCAUUCACAGCUCCAUACUUCUGUAUGAAGUGUAAAAACCUUUAUUUGUGUCCAGCUAGAAGAAAAAGGAGGUGACUUCUUGCAUGUCUGAUUUAAGGGGAACAAGUUUUAUCUCCAGAGUCAGUAGCCUUAUCAAUAAAGCAGCUUGCACGCCAACUUGAAACUGGAGGUAAUUUUUAACUGGGUGCCUGUCACUGAAUGUGGAUGAGCUUGAUGUGGAACUUGGGCUUGCUUGCAUUUUAAAAUUUCAUGCUAAUAUAAAGAAUGGAUGGUGACACACUAAAAGCUUAACUGAGCAGGAAAUUAAAUUUCCAGCACCUUUUCUUGGGGAGGGUAGGGGGAGGGGGGACAGGGA
Camarhynchus parvulus is the source of this 2498-nucleotide messenger RNA. It is a transcript of the gene PCTP, whose product is annotated as phosphatidylcholine transfer protein. The transcript is spliced from 6 exons. The coding region runs from base 1049 to 1615 and encodes 188 amino acids. Lineage: Eukaryota; Metazoa; Chordata; Aves; Passeriformes; Thraupidae. The record is from RefSeq and is a predicted model, not a curated record. Gene Ontology annotation, molecular function: phosphatidylcholine binding; phosphatidylcholine intramembrane carrier activity.